AUGACUAUCACGAGCCCGACCCCGACUAGCUUUCGGCGCAUCAGUGCCAAAGCCCCGGUCGAGCAGAUUCUGGAGAUGUUCCGCGAGGACGGCGGCAUCGUGGUGGAAGAUUUCUUCACCCCGGAGCAGAUUGCCAAGAUGAACCGCGAGAUCGACCCCCAUCUGGCUAAGGUGACCUGUGGCACCCACCGCGAGGUCGAGGAGGAGGCGUGGAUCACCGAGUUCCACGGGGCCAACACCCGCCGCCUCAGCAACCUGCCCACCCUCAGCAAGACCUUCCGCGACGAGGUCCUCAACUACGACCUCCUCCACCAGAUCUGCGAGGCGGUCUUCCGCAAGGAGUCCGGCGACUACUGGAUGUGCACCGCGCAGGUAAUCGAGAUCGGCCCCCACAGCAAGGCCCAGGAACUGCACCGUGACACGGCCGAGUUCCCCGGGUUGACCAAAUUGGGGCCCCGCAUGGAUGAGAUCCAGAUCAGCUUCUUCACGGCGCUGACCGACUUCACCGCGGACAACGGGGCGACCCGGGGCAUCCCCAAGAGCCACCUGUGGGAGAACUACGAGGACUGGGGCCGCGACGAGGAUGCGGUGCCGGCCGUCAUGAAGGCCGGCGACGUCUUCUUCUUCACCGGCCGGCUGUGCCACGGCGGCGGCGAGAACCGCACCGAGGACUUCUGGCGCCGCGGGAUUUCGCUUUGCUUCCAGGCGAGCUAUCUCACCCCCGAGGAGUGCUACCCCCUGAUCAUGCCCCGCGAGAUCGUCGAAUCCAUGACACCGUUGGCGCAGAAGAUGUGCGCGUGGCGCUCGCAGUAUCCGACGUUGGGUGGAGGGUUGUGGCAGCAUAACUACAGCGAGGUGGCUGACGCUAUUGACCUGAAGGCCAACCAACCGCUAAAGCAAUGA
Molecule: messenger RNA, 903 nt
Organism: Aspergillus japonicus CBS 114.51
Lineage: Eukaryota; Fungi; Ascomycota; Eurotiomycetes; Eurotiales; Aspergillaceae
Product: phytanoyl-CoA dioxygenase family protein
Exons: 1
Coding region: 1-903 (300 amino acids)
Source: RefSeq, a predicted model, not a curated record